GUGUACCUCGGGUUACUUAUGCUGGUGUACUUGGUAUAUGUGCAAGUAAAUGUAAAAGUAUAUGUGAAACAGCUCAGAGAAAUGAAGAGCGAAGUUGGUCGCGCGCGGGAAUAUCGUCGGUUGUAUGUUUGACCCUUUUUGUGCUUGUGAUUUAUCCAGGAGAUUAUAUUGUGACUACUGGUGCGAGGAAACGUGUGUGUUGUUUUUUUUUUUACCGCCAACAAUAUAAUUACUAUACAUUGUGUGAACAAGUUUACUUUUUUAUAUAUAUACAUAUAUUACAUUAUUAAUUUUACGAUUGUGUGUAAAAGAAAACGAGUGAAAAAUGGCAACUUUGGCUGAGCAAGCAUCCAAACUAUUGGAUUUUAAUCAGAAGCUGGACAUAACGCUUCUUGAUAGUAUUGUCGUGUGUAUGUAUAAUGGAAUUGGUGAACAACAAAAAAUAGCACAGGAAGUCCUCACUACACUUAAGGAACAUCCUGAUGCUUGGACGCGUGUGGAUACUAUUUUAGAAUAUUCCCAGAAUCAAGAGACAAAAUUUUAUGCAUUACAAAUUUUGGAGCAAGUCAUUAAAACAAGAUGGAAAGUGCUACCAAGAAAUCAGUGCGAAGGCAUAAAGAAGUAUAUCGUAGGAUUGAUUAUUAAGACCAGUAGUGAUCCGGAAACAAUGGAAAAUUCCAGAGUUUACCUUAAUAAACUUAACAUUAUUCUUGUACAAAUAUUAAAACGUGAGUGGCCAAAGAAUUGGGAAUCCUUCAUCGGUGAUAUAGUUGGUGCAAGUAAAACAAAUGAAAGCUUAUGUCAAAACAACAUGGCAAUUCUUAAACUAUUAUCAGAAGAAGUGUUCGACUUUUCAAGCGGACAGAUGACACAGACAAAAGCAAAACAUCUUAAAGAUACAAUGUGCAGUGAAUUUUCACAAAUAUUUCAUCUGUGUCAGUUUGUGAUGGACAAUUCACCCAACGUACCACUUGUAGCAGUUACUCUCGAGACACUGCUGAGGUUUUUAAACUGGAUACCACUCGGUUAUAUAUUUGAAACGAAAUUAAUCACAACGUUGAUAUUUAAAUUUCUAAAUGUUCCGAUAUUUCGUAAUGUUACGCUUAAAUGUUUGAUUGAAAUAGCCGCCGUUACGGUGGCUAAUUAUGACAACAUGUUUGUGUUAUUGUUCACAAAUACAAUGCAACAAUUAGAAGAAAUGUUAUAUCCGACGACAAACAUCCGCGAUGCUUAUGCUUACGGUCAAGACGAUGAGCAAAAUUUUAUUCAAAACUUGGCAAUAUUUUUGUGCACAUUUUUAAAAGAACACGGCGCAUUGGUUGAGAAAAAAGAAUUGAAUGAAACCCUACUGAAGGCACUUCACUAUCUUGUGUUGAUAUCCGAAGUUGAAGAAGUUGAAAUAUUCAAAAUAUGUCUCGAGUACUGGAACAGUUUGGCCGCUGAUUUAUACCGGGAAAAUCCGUUUUUGUCAUCACCGCCAAUGAUUAAUCCGAAAAAUAAUAUGGCGAUACCACCUCGACGUGCAUUUUAUUGUCCAGUAUUGACUAAAGUCCGUUAUAUUAUGAUAAGUCGUAUGGCUAAGCCGGAAGAAGUAUUGGUAAUUGAGAAUGAAAAUGGUGAAGUUGUACGUGAAUUUAUGAAAGAUACUGAUUCUAUUAAUUUAUAUAAAAAUAUGCGCGAGACACUUGUUUAUUUAACGCAUUUAGAUUACGCAGAUACGGAAAAAGUUAUGACUGAAAAAUUACAGAAUCAAGUUAACGGAAGUGAAUGGUCAUGGAAAAAUUUAAAUACACUUUGUUGGGCAAUUGGUAGUAUUUCUGGUGCAAUGCACGAAGAAGAUGAAAAACGUUUUUUGGUAACAGUUAUUAAAGAAUUACUGGGUUUGUGUGAACAGAAAAAAGGCAAAGACAACAAGGCAAUUAUUGCUAGUAAUAUUAUGUAUGUUGUCGGACAAUAUCCGAGAUUUUUACGCGCCCACUGGAAGUUUUUGAAAACUGUUGUCAAUAAACUAUUUGAAUUUAUGCACGAAACACAUGACGGUGUACAGGACAUGGCUUGUGAUACAUUUAUUAAAAUAGCAUUAAAGUGUCGUAGACACUUUGUAACAACUCAAGUUGGCGAGUCAAUGCCAUUUAUUGAAGAAAUUUUGUCUACGAUCAGCAGCAUUAUUUGUGAUUUACAAACUCAACAGGUUCAUACAUUUUAUGAAGCCGUUGGUUAUAUGAUUAGUGCUCAGGUUGAUGACAUUGGACAGAAAGAACGAAUUGAACGUUACAUGCUGCUGCCAAAUCGAGUGUGGGAUGAUAUUAUUAGUCAGGCAUCGAAAAAUGUUGAUGUCCUAAAGGAUCCAGAAGCUGUCAAACAGCUUGGUAGCAUUCUCAAGACUAAUGUACGGGCGUGUAAAGCAUUAGGACACCCGUAUGUUAUACAGUUAGGAAGAAUAUACUUAGACAUGUUAAAUGUAUACAAGGUAAUGAGUGAAAAUAUAAGUGCUGCGAUAGCUUUAAAUGGUGAAGGUGUGACAAAGCAACCGUUGAUUAAAAGUAUGAGAGUUGUUAAAAAAGAAACAUUAAAAUUGAUCUCCGAUUGGAUUAGCAGAUCGAAUGAUCACCAAAUGGUUCUUGAAAAUUUCAUUCCACCUCUGCUGGACGCCGUGCUGUUGGAUUAUCAGAAGACAAAUGUACCGUGUGCGAGAGAAUCCGAAGUGCUGAGCGCAAUGGCCACAAUUGUUAAUAAAUUAGAGGGACACAUUACCAGCGAAGUGCCGAAAAUAUUUGACGCUGUGUUUGAAUGCACACUGGAGAUGAUAAACAAAGACUUUGAAGAGUUUCCUGAACACAGAACAAACUUUUUCCUUUUGCUGCAGGCCGUUAAUGUCCACUGCUUCCCGGCAUUCUUAUCAAUACCGCCUGCACAAUUUAAACUUGUACUUGAUUCAAUAAUAUGGGCGUUCAAACACACGAUGAGAAAUGUUGCUGACACGGGUUUGGCUAUUCUUUAUCAGUUGUUACAAAAUAUUGAACAACAUGAACAAGCUGCACAGAGUUUUUACCAGACAUACUUUACUGAAAUUCUUCAACAUAUAUUUAGUGUUGUCACUGACACCUCACAUACAGCUGGUUUAACAAUGCACGCAACUAUUUUGGCAUACAUGUUUACAUUAGUUGAAUUGGGAAGAAUUCUUGUACCACUUGGCCCAAUACCUGACAACAGACUUUAUGUACAAGAAUUUGUUGCCAGUUUAUUGAAAGCAGCCUUCCCACAUUUAACAGAUAAUCAGAUAAAAAUAACUGUCCAAGGACUGUUUAAUUUGGAUCAAGACAUACCGGCAUUCAAGGAACAUCUCAGAGAUUUCCUUGUACAAAUUAGAGAGUAUACUGGUGAAGAUGAUUCUGAUCUAUAUUUGGAAGAACGUGAGACGGCUUUACGAACCGCUCAAGAAGAAAAAAGGCGGCAACAAAUGGCUGUACCGGGUAUUAUUAAUCCUCAUGAAAUUCCAGAGGAGAUGCAGGACUGAAUUUUUACAUCCCCAUACCUCAUUAAUUCCUCCUGCACAUCUAAAACGAAAGACACUUUGUCGUAGAUUUAAUAACCAACAACAAUUCAUUUACAUUAUUAUUAUCAUCUGUAUUCUUUACCGUAAAUCAUUUUAAAUAUUAAAUUCAUUUAUAAAAUAAAAAAAAAAAAAAAACAAAAGUAAUAAUGGUUGCAGAUACUCGCGGAUAAUUUUAACGCUAGAGUGUCAUAAUAUCCUUGUUAAAGGAGGUAAGCCCGAAACGACGUGAUUGUUACUGGUAAAAAAAUAUAUACAUAUUAUAUAUAUAUAUAUUUAAUAAUGAAAUGGAAAAACGAAAAAAAAUAAUUUUUGUUUGUUAAUGAGUGCCUGAUUUUCUCUAAUAAUUCCACGUAAUUUAAACCGGUUUUCGUAAUUAAAUAAUAGUACUCCAGUAGUUUAUUAAUUGAUAAAAAAAAAAAAAAAAAAAAAUAAUAAAUAAAUACAGAAAUGCUGGAAAUAAUUUAAAAAGCACCAGGUAGCAUUAAGAUUUACUGCCACUGAUUUUUUCAUAAAAUUUAAAAAAUUAAAUAUAAAUACGUGACAUAAUUUUGUACUUCGUAAACAAGUUUAAUAAAAUGAAAAAAAAAAAAAACAAAAAAAAA
Messenger RNA from Microplitis demolitor, 4158 nucleotides. RefSeq names its product exportin-1 (gene emb). The record is from RefSeq and is a predicted model, not a curated record. NCBI's taxonomy places the organism in Eukaryota, Metazoa, Arthropoda, Insecta, Hymenoptera, Braconidae. The transcript has 8 exons. Bases 326 to 3517 code for a protein of 1063 amino acids. Gene Ontology annotation, biological process: ribosomal small subunit export from nucleus; protein export from nucleus; ribosomal large subunit export from nucleus. Gene Ontology annotation, molecular function: small GTPase binding; nuclear export signal receptor activity. Gene Ontology annotation, cellular component: cytoplasm; nucleus.